UUUGGAAAAACGUCAAAAAUGGUCUGAGAUUCGCUUUUCGCUGUAGUGUUUGAUAAAUUCACGUAAAAAUAAAUCAUUAAUUAUUUUUUUCUUAUAUCGUGACAUCAGCCACAGUGACGUUAAAACAACUUGGUGAUCAGUGAUUUUACGAUUUAGUUUUGAGUGUUAAAAUGACCUCUGUAGUUUGAUGACAUCUCAUCGAAAUUUCGCUUUAAGCGAGAAGAUAAUGCGCCGGCGCAGAUAAUCGCAAGUGAACAAUAAUAUCGAAUAUUAAAUAAAAAUGGCGUCGGUAUGGAAGCGGCUGCAGCGGGUCAACAAACGCGCCGCCAAGUUCCAGUACACUGCCUCCUACCAUCGCAUUGACGUCGAACUUACGCCGAAAUGGAAGCCGAAUAAAUUAAGUAUAGUAUGGACUCGUCGAUCGAGGCGCGUGAUUACCGAGCCGCUGGAAUGGGAACCGUCUCUCAAGGACCCUUUGAAAGGCUCAGUAAUAUUCACAGUUCCAGAGAAUCAAACGGUGGCCGUGACGUUGUUCCGUGACUCGCGCACCAACGAGCUGGAGGACAAGGACUGGACCUUCGUUCUCGAGGAUGUGUCGCCGACGGGCAAGCGGCGGCGGCUGGCGGCCAGCGCGCUCAACCUGCGGCGCCACGCCUCGCUGGCGCCGGCGCAGCGCGCGCUGCGGCUGCCGCUCGAGCCCGCCUCGCGCAAGCUGCGCGCCGCGCGCCUGCACCUCACGCUGCACUGCGUGCUGCUGCGCGAGGGCCAGGCCACGGACGAGGACAUGCAGUCGCUCGCGUCGCUACUGUCGGUCAACAACAAUUCCGACAUCGCCGUGCUGGAGGACCUGGACGAGGACGAUUAUACUCUCUCCGACAAUUCGACUAGACAGAUGCUAGAUCUCCGUCAACAAAUGGAAGAAAUGACGCAAAGUCUCACCAAUAGUGACAUAGCGGCGACUCCGAACAGCGUUCAGAGUCUUAACUUUGACAACUCCCGCACUCCGACCGCUCCCAUGACGCCCGAGUCGACCACGCCCACGACGCCCGUGCCGCCGAAGGACGUCGAAUUGGAUUUGAAAAUAAAUGAAAUAUCGAAUGUACCGAAAUCGCGACCAGAAUAUCUCAGCAACCUAACGAAACUAGCUAUGAAAAGUGAACUGCCAAAAUAUACCUCGACUCCAAAAAUAAUUCCAGAACGGAACACUGAGGACAUUAAAGUAGACAAUUUGAAAGGUGUAGUGUUCAAGCCCAAGACGAUCGCGAAAAGAAACCUUAAACCGUUGGAGUUAAAGACAAAUUUGAACAACAUAAAUUUGGACACGAACGACAACGAGAAGGAGGAGGACAGUGACAAGACUCCGGUAGCGGAUGUCGACAAACUGCUCCCUCUGAAGGUUCUGGAAAAAGAUAAAACUCCAACGCUAAACGGCAAAUCUGUCCAGGUGCAAGAUCUGCUCGAGUGGUGCAGCGGCGUGACGCGCGAGUACCGCUCGUGCCCCGUCACCGACCUCACCACGAGCUUCCGCUCCGGGCUGGCCUUCUGCGCCAUCAUCCACCACUUCCGGCCCGAGCUGAUAGACUUCUCGGGGCUGCAGGCGGAGCGCGCGGAGGCCAACGUGCGCACGGCGCUGGACGCCAGCGCGCGGCUCGGCAUCGCGCAGGUGCUGACCGCGGCCGACGUGUGCCGCCCGCCCGCGCCCGACCGCCUCGCCAUAAUGACGUAUCUGUUCCAAUUACGGGCGUACUUCACGGGCAACGAGCUGCAAGUGGAACAGCUCGGUAACGAUGAAACGGAGUCCUCGUACAUGGUGGGCCGUCACGACACGGACGAGUCCCUCCCCGCCGAGCUGUUCAGCCGAGAGGUCAGCACGAGGCGCUCCAGGAACAUGGCGGACAAGCCGAGGCCCGUAUCUCAAGGGUCGCAAGAGUCACCCGAUAAGUCUCCCGCCAUCAAGGAGGUUCGCGACAUGCUGCUACAGUCCAAGAACCUGCUGGGGAAGAUGCUGUCGCCGGCCAGGCCCACGACCAGGUGGUUCACGGAGCCGAUCCCAGCCCGACCUGAAAAGUUGAUGACGCGUAAGGAGUUGACGGAUCCGUUCGGCUCCGACGACGAAGACGAGUCGCCUCCGCUCAACAUGAAUGGCGGGACUGACGUCGGAAACGGGGCCAUCGAAAUACAUUCAACAGUCAAUCAAGAACAGAAACCGCAAAUCGAACCAGCCGCAACCGACCCGCUGACUACCCUAUCAUCGGAGACGACCGUUGUCAACGGUGGUACCACCGACUCGCAGAAAGCCGUCGAGCUACCCAAACCCACUCCGCAGCUGCUGUCGCGGCACGACGAGCUGAAGGAGCGCGCGAGGCAGCUGCUGGAGGCCACGCGGCGCGAGGCGCGCGAGCGGGACGCGCCGCUCAGCCCCGGGAAGGCGGAGGAGGAGCGCCAGGCCACGCUGCGCGAGCGCGCCCGCAGACUCAUCGCCGACGCGCGCGCCGGGCUCGUCAGCCCCACGUCGCCGCUGUCGCCGUCCCGCGCGCGCGGCACGCUGGAGAUCAUCAGCAAGCAGUCCGUCAUGGACGAGCUGGCUGCGGCUGGAGUUGAACAGUUAGAAGGUUUGGUUUCAAGACCGGAGUCGAUGCCUUCGAGUCCCGGCUCCAGGAAGAGUGCACCCAGUCCAGAUAGAUCAGAGCGCGCGAGUAGCGGGAGCCGCUCCCCAACGGCGUCGCCGCCGGCCGAGCGGCUGACCCCCGACGGCGACGGCGAUCCUGAACACGCGCCGCCGGAGUCGGGCUCGUACCUGUCGGGCGAGCUGGCGGCGCUGGAGCGCGAGCAGAGCGCCGUGGACGAGCGCGCCGCCGCCCUCGAGAAGCAGCUGCGCCGCGUCAUGGACGCCGCCGACGACGCCGAGGAGGAGGAUCGGUUGAUGUCUCAGUGGUUCAACCUCGUCAACAAGAAGAAUGCGCUGCUGAGGCGGCAGAUGCAACUCAACAUACUCGAGCAAGAAGAGGACCUCAGCCGUCGCUGCGAGCUGCUGGCGCGGGAGCUGCGGCUGUCGCUGGGGGUGGAGGAGUGGAGGAAGACGCCCGGGCAGAAGAGGCGGGAGCGGCUGCUGCUGCAGGAGCUGCUCUCCGCUGUCAAUGAAAGAGAUAGACUCGUUCAAGAAAUGGACGAACAGGAAAAGGCGAUAGCGGAAGAUGAUGAAAUCCAGCGUAACUUAUCAAACGUCGAGAUACAAAGGAAAAACAACUGUAUACUGCAGUGAAUAAGGACUGACACACUUCACAGCGCUUACUCAUACAGCUUGAACAUUACAGAAACUACGUAACUACAACGUCACGUGACAUCGGCUGAUGGUCCAUUAGGUCUUAAAACUAUAUUUUCAUAUCAUUCUAUGUGUUCCGUCUCUCUCGCACACCUAUUAAAGAGGGAGACGGCAUGCGGCAUGAUUUUUAAACUAUAACAUAACGGCCUUACUGUUGUAAGACAGAAAAUACUCAUAAUAUUGUUUCCUAUAAUAAUAUUUAAAUAUUUAAGACUUAGGAAUACGGAAUAAUCCCAGUCGUUCUAACACGGUCCUUAUGCUGUACGACAUAUGGUUGAAAAUUGAAUACGAUGUAAUGUUGGCUUCUAGUACAAGUAACGUUGGGUCUAAAUGGAGAUCGAU
This is a messenger RNA of Vanessa tameamea, 3664 nucleotides long. It is a transcript of the gene Ehbp1, whose product is annotated as EH domain-binding protein 1. Gene Ontology annotation, molecular function: protein binding. Gene Ontology annotation, cellular component: filamentous actin; microtubule organizing center. The transcript is spliced from 25 exons. Bases 281 to 3262 code for a protein of 993 amino acids. Lineage: Eukaryota; Metazoa; Arthropoda; Insecta; Lepidoptera; Nymphalidae. Gene Ontology annotation, biological process: actin cytoskeleton organization. The record is from RefSeq and is a predicted model, not a curated record.